Elaeis guineensis (African oil palm) is the source of this 1843-nucleotide messenger RNA. Its product is annotated as protein BCCIP homolog. The record is from RefSeq and is a predicted model, not a curated record. NCBI's taxonomy places the organism in Eukaryota, Viridiplantae, Streptophyta, Magnoliopsida, Arecales, Arecaceae. Gene Ontology annotation, cellular component: nucleus.
UUGGAUAAUUAAUCUCGCGAAGAUAUGUAUUACACAAGUUUUGGUCCAUCGGACUUAAAUGCUCUGCACGGAGUCCCGGGUGAGCAUUUUUCGUGUCUUAUGCCAGAGGCUGCACUCAAUCCGCCGUAUUCAGGUAAAAAUGUAAAGGAAAAACUCAGCAAUGGGUCCUCUGCCUAAAACCCAGGGGAACCCCAAAACCCUCGCAAGCCUUCUUCACCCGAGUCGGCGACCAUGGGCCAGCGACGGCCGGCGAAGCGGCGCCGCCUCUCGAGGACCCCUUCCCUCCUCCUCUCCUUUUCCCCCUUCUCCCGCUUCCUCCUCUUCGCCCACUCGUCCUCCGUCCCCAAAUCCGGCUCUCCCGAUCCCUCUCCUUCCUCCAAAUCCACAGUCAGUGGAUGGAAUCGCCGAUCCUAAGCCACCAAAAGCAAUCAAACGAAUGGAGUCCUCCGAAGAUGAAGAGGAGAAACAAGAAAAGAUCGAGAUGGUGCAAGCUGAUUUUGAGUUCUUCGAUCCCAAGCCCGGAGAUUUCAAUGGGGUGAAGCUUCUUCUCCAGAGCUACCUUGAUAAAAAGCCGUGGGAUCUCAGCGGCUUCGUUGACCUGAUCCUGGAGCAGACCACUGUCGGGACCAUUGUGAAAUCCGCCAGUCAGGAUGGAGAGGAGGAAGGAGAUGAUGAUGGAGGGGAUGAUGACGAGAGUUUGUUUGCCGUCAUCAGCGCCCUUAAUCUGGGGAGAUAUGCUGGCCAUGGAUGCAUCAAGGAGCUCAAGCGGUUCCUUCUUGAAGUUUGUAGUGACGAGAGUACAAAGACAAAGCUGAAAUUGCUGUUGGAACAGCAAGCGAGUGAUGUUGGUCUGUUGGUCUCGCAGCGGUUUGUUAACUGCCCCUACCAACUGGUGCCUCCACUAUAUGACGCGCUCUUUGAUGAGGUUUCAUGGGCAACAGAGGAUGAGUUGUUUUGCUUCUUAAAGCCCACACAGGAGCUUCGAGAUUCCUUCCGCCUCAAAUACUAUAUGUUGCUUACCAGAAUCUUGGAGAACAAAAAUGUCAACCAACGCAAGGCAAAACAAAGCCAGGAUUACGAGGAACCUUUCAUUUAUAUAAAGGCAGAAGAUGAGAUUUUUCGUGAGCUCAGCUUGUUAUCUUUUACUUUUCGUCUGCAUGCUGAGCAGUUGAUUUCACAUGAGUUAAAGAACUACAGGGAGAUGGGACUAGUCAUGGUUGUAAAAGCUGAUGACAUUUCCAAGUUCCGUGAGAAGUUAAAAUCAUUACUAGCCAAAUCAUAAUUCUAAAGGCGGUUUGGUAUAUUGACAGCAAUGUUGACCCCACAAUUAUCACGUCCUCCAGUUGCUGCCAUUUUCCUUGGAGAUGGAAUUCUCCAGGUCUCGCACCACUACUGUUGCAUAUGGUGCCAGACGUGGAUCACCUGCUUGAGAUGGUAAAUGGUCUGAUAUAAUUGGAAGUGGUGAGAUUGUACCAUGGACCAAAGUACAAUGAUGCAGAGCUUCUUCUUUUGUACUUCAUUUUUUUCCCCCUUGUUCCCUUUUGAUUUCAGGGGUUGCAGAGAUGGGUAUUACGUUGUUUGGUGAGUUAAAGGACUUGACAGAUUCAUUUCAGUUCUCAUUUGACUAUUAUACAGAUGUGAACCAUCGUUUUGGGUUUGAGUCGAGUCUUUGCAGGAAGAUGUCAACUUUUGCUAAUGUCGAGAAGAGAAUUAAUGAGGCCAGUAAACUUGUCUAUUCUGGUGGUUAUCUCCUUUACUGAGUUAUUCUUCAUGAAUCUUUCAUAAUUUUAUAUCCAAGUUAUGUUGUGGACAAAGUUAGGCAAUAAUUUAAUUUGUUAUUGGA